This is a messenger RNA of Salvia miltiorrhiza (redroot sage), 1161 nucleotides long. RefSeq names its product hypersensitive-induced response protein 2-like. The coding region runs from base 141 to 1001 and encodes 286 amino acids. The record is from RefSeq and is a predicted model, not a curated record. The transcript has 6 exons. NCBI's taxonomy places the organism in Eukaryota, Viridiplantae, Streptophyta, Magnoliopsida, Lamiales, Lamiaceae.
UACGGAAUACCGAGUUUUCGGUAUAUUUUUCCAGCCAAUGUUUGUUCCCCUUUACUCUAACACAGCCUCAGUUCUCUCCAACCAGCAGCGCAGAACCCUUCCAAGUUUUUGAAGAAUUUUCUGCCUAGAAGGUCUGAAUAAUGGGUCAAGCGCUCUGUUGUGUUCAAGUGGAUCAGUCGACUGUUGGCAUGAAAGAACAGUUUGGCAAGUAUUGCGAAAUUCUCGAGCCUGGCUGUCACUGUGUGCCUUGGUGUUUUGGGUACCAAUUGGCUGGUACGCUAUCACUGCGCGUGCAACAGCUAGAUGUUCGUUGUGAAACAAAGACGAAGGACAAUGUGUUCGUUACUGUGGUUGCAUCCAUUCAAUACCGGGCUGUGACAGAAAAUGCAGCCGAUGCCUUUUAUAAGCUCUCCAACACUAAGGCUCAGAUUCAAGCCUAUGUUUUUGAUGUCAUCAGAGCUAGCGUGCCGAGAUUGGAAUUGGAUGCUGUUUUCGAGCAAAAGAACGACAUAGCCAAAGCUGUGGAGCAAGAACUUGAAAAGGCUAUGUCUGCUUAUGGCUUUGAGAUUGUCCAGACACUCAUUGUCGAUAUAGAACCCGACGUCCAUGUAAAGAGGGCUAUGAAUGAGAUCAAUGCAGCUUCUAGGAUGAGGGUUGCUACUAACGAGAAGGCUGAAGCAGAGAAGAUUCUGCAGAUCAAGAAGGCCGAGGGAGAAGCCGAGUCCAAAUACUUGUCGGGGCUUGGCAUUGCCCGACAGCGCCAGGCAAUCGUGGACGGGCUACGGGACAGUGUGCUUGCCUUCUCUGAGAACGUGCCCGGGACCACAGCAAAGGACGUGAUGGACAUGGUCCUCGUCACUCAAUACUUUGACACGAUGAAGGAGAUCGGGGCCUCCUCGAAAUCCAAUGCCGUGUUUGUUCCACACGGCCCCGGUGCUGUCAAGGACGUCGCCUCACAGAUCCGAGAGGGCCUUCUCCAGGCCGAGAGCAUUCGUCACUGAGCUCUCGCUCGUGUCUCUGCUAAUGAUCUUAGGUGGAGGUUUGUUUCCACAGAUUGCUAUGAAUUUUAAGAUUUGGUAUAGAUUUUGAUAUGAAUUCAUUCAGUUUUAUGGAUAGAAUAGGAUAUAGGUGGAAUAUAUGAUAGUGCCUGUUUUCUGCUAA